Ceratitis capitata (Mediterranean fruit fly) is the source of this 3079-nucleotide messenger RNA. Its product is annotated as G-protein coupled receptor Mth2. Lineage: Eukaryota; Metazoa; Arthropoda; Insecta; Diptera; Tephritidae. The coding region runs from base 626 to 2320 and encodes 564 amino acids. Gene Ontology annotation, molecular function: G protein-coupled receptor activity. The transcript has 9 exons. The record is from RefSeq and is a predicted model, not a curated record. Gene Ontology annotation, biological process: G protein-coupled receptor signaling pathway; cell surface receptor signaling pathway. Gene Ontology annotation, cellular component: membrane.
UGGAUCCCCCACAGCUGGAAUUGCUUUUUUGGGGGCAUGAAUUGAUAGUGACUCUGCUUGACGCUUUUCAGUUUAAUACAAAACGUCGAUGUGCGCGGUUGUUGGCGUGGCUGACAAGAAACUUAGUGACAUACGUACAUAUGUAUGUAUGGAUAUAUAGAAGUGAAUAUCAAGACAACAAUGUAAAGAACCGGUUGAAGACGCGCACGAAUACUAAAUUAUAAAAGCUGAAUACUCAGUUUGAUUUUAAAAAUACCGGCUGCUGAUAAGUGUAAUUAGUGAGAAGAAGAGUGGUCAAAAGAAAUUAAAAUAAAAACAAAAUAUUAAAAAGCAUUUGGUUGAGCGCCACGUUCAUAACUGAAAAAAAAAAGAAAUAAAAAAAAUAAAAGUGAUAGAAUUAAAGAAAAAAGCACACGAAGAAGAGGGGUGAAGUGUAGUGUAGUGAAGGAAAAGAUAAGGAAAACCUUAAAUACAUAUAUACUUAAGAUAACAAAUCAAGUGUUGAGAAAUCGAAGUAAUGAAGAGUUAAGCAAGCAGUUGACCAGUUGAUACAUACAUACAUACAUAUAAAUAUACAAACAAAGAAUUAAAAGGAUUGGAAGUGUAUUUUAAAGCAAAUUCCACUAUGAAGUCAACAAAAACACACAAACUACCAACGCUACCGCGGAGAACUCAACAAAUGGGCGGCGGCAUUUGCGUCGCCUUCGCCCUGCUGCUCUGCAUACCACCAUUAGUCAACGCCUACAAUGCGAAUCUUCAUCAACGCGAUGGUAUGCAUGUGCCCUGUACUUUCUUCGACACCGUUAACGUCACAGGCGAUCCACACUUCCCCAAUGGUUCUUACCUACACGACGGACUCUUGAUACCAUCUGAUCUGGUCGGUACAUAUGAUUAUAUUUACACAGAUAUGGUGCGACGCGUGGAGGUGGAGCCACAUAUGCGCGCUUGUGUGUGUAAAUUGAAACCCUGUAUAAAUAUCUGUUGUCCUUGGGGUGAGAGUUAUAGCACCAAUGAGAGCGCAUGCGUGAAUGAUACGGAAUAUGAAUGGCCACAACCGAUGUUGAAUUUGACCAUGCCGGGUGAAAGCUUGAAAACGGUGAACAUGUUUCGACAAUUUGCGGUGCAGAAUUUCCGUCCGUGCGAAUUUAUGUUUUCGCUGCAGCCGGAAUUGGGUUCCUUUGACGAUUGGAAGUUAUUUGACAAUGGCACUUUACUUCGCGUGUAUGAUAUGGUCUAUCUUAACAAAAAUGAAUUCUGCUUUCAUCCGACGGUGGCGAAUGCAACAACAGAUACCAUAUAUAUAAUCAAUCCGGCUAACUGUAAUUAUGAUACGGAUUAUAGCACGAUUAAGACUAUAAAUGCAUAUGCCAUGUUAUUCUCCAUUCCAUUCAUGAUACUCACCAUUGUCGUUUAUCUGAGCAUACCGGAGCUGCGUAAUCAACAUGGAAAGUCUUUGGUUUGCUAUUUGAUUGGUCUCAUCAUUGGUUAUUCGUUACUCGCUAUGAGUUCGCUACAAUUGGAUGCCUACUCUAGUCUGGUAUUCUGUAAGUCACUUGGUUAUGUCGCCUAUUACGCCUUCAUGGCUGCCUUCUUUUGGCUGAGCGUGAUCAGUUUCGAUUUAUGGCAUAAUUUCCGUGGCACGCGUGGCAUUAAUCGCUUUCAGGAGAAGAAACGCUUUCUCAUAUAUUCUCUGUAUGCCUGGGGUAUACCAGUGCCCUUUCUGGUCUUCACUUGGUAUGCGCAGGAGGUAGCGGAUAUACCGGAUUAUUUUAAACCCGGCAUCGGUGGUGGCGAGUACUGUUGGUUGGACAUGCGCACUUGGUCAGCGAUGAUAUACUUCUUCGGACCCAUUGUUCUAAUAAUUAUGGCUAAUAGUGUUAUGUUCGUCUUGACCGCCAUGAAGAUACAUAAAGUUCAACGAGAAAUGGCACGAAUUAUGGCACGCGAGGAUAGCACAAAGAAUUUACGUACAGAGAAAGAUAAAUUCGGUCUAUUUCUACGCCUCUUCAUGGUCAUGGGCGUCACAUGGUCUAUGGAGAUUUUCUCAUAUUUCGUCGGAGCUGACAGGGGUUGGGCAAAGAUCUUCUACAUAUCGGAUAUAUGCAAUGCCAUACAAGGAUUCCUUAUAUUCAUGCUAUUCGUAAUGAAGAAGAAGGUCAAGCAUUUAAUAACGAAUCGCCUACUCAAGCGCCGGCCGCCGGGUACAAGUCACACAAACUCCACCAGCUCGACGAAUUACGAUUAUAGUCAAAAUCCCAAUAAAUACGCAAUGAAAAUGAUAUCAUCAGCGCAUGCGCCGCAUGGCAAUGGGCGAUUCUAGCGAAGAGCUAUUCGUCUACACGUGACAGCAGCAACCAGCGCCAGAGUCAAUACUCAACAAAGACAACGUCCAGCAGUGUUGGCAAUUUAACGCUCUCGGCUGCAGGUCCUGCUGAGAGGCCGCUAAUGAUGCCGAACGAACGAACCACAAGAAAUUAAAUGAACAAAUGAUAUGGGGAGGAAAUUAAAUAAUGAGAUAAAAUAAAUAAAUGAAAUUUAAAGAAAAUGCUUUCAAAUUUACAAAUAACAAGUAUUUUGAAAAAGAAAACGGGAAAAGAACAGUUUGAGUUGAACAAAUAAUUAUAAAGUUGAAAUGCAUGUGAACAAAAAAUGGGAGCGGAGUAUACAGAAAUGUUUGGGCUACCAAGAGGACAAAAAAAAAUCACAAAAUAUUGAGAAUAUUUAUAAACAUAAGAAUCAUAUACGUAACGAGUAUGCGGCCUUAGUUUUUCAUUGAUUAAAAAUAAUAUACUACACUUAUAGAUAUAUAAUAUAAAAUAUAUAUAUAUAUAUAUAUAUAUAUAUAUAUAUAUAUAUAUGAAUUAAAUAUAUUGUGAAUGUGUCAUAUUGUUGUUGUACUUCAUUAAAAGUAAAUGUUAAGCUUGUUAGUAUUAAGUAUUUUAAGUAUUAAAUUUAAUUUGAAGUUGUACUUAUCUAUGUGUAAAAAUUUAUAAAAGACAUAAAUACACACACACACACACACACGCAUUCAUGCAUAUAAUGCUAGGAAUUUGAAAUCGGUUGGUGUUUAUAAAAAGUA